AUGGUCCUCUCGCGCAUUCUUGGUGAAGAUUUCGCCUUGGGCUCUUUCAGCGCAAAUGAGAUCGGCCCCGGGUGUCCGCAAGGGCCAGCGCAUGUCGAUUAUCCUUAUUCGAUGCUCUCGUCUUUUCCCAACGACACCAUGGCGUGUCAGACUAUCUUCUGCUUGGAUGAAUGGACAGAAGAGAACGGCGCUACUAGAGUAGCGCUACAUAGUCAUAAGCAGAAGCAGCAUCCGGACAGAGACGAUUUUCUUUCGACAGUCAUAGAGGGAGAGAUGGGCGACCUCGUGAUCUAUCACAGGCAACAGCAGCUCUUGCUCGAGCCUCGCUGA
Guillardia theta CCMP2712 is the source of this 330-nucleotide messenger RNA. RefSeq lists its product as hypothetical. The coding region runs from base 1 to 330 and encodes 109 amino acids. Lineage: Eukaryota; Cryptophyceae; Pyrenomonadales; Geminigeraceae. The transcript is spliced from 5 exons. The record is from RefSeq and is a predicted model, not a curated record.